Molecule: messenger RNA, 2507 nt
Organism: Sorex araneus (European shrew)
Lineage: Eukaryota; Metazoa; Chordata; Mammalia; Eulipotyphla; Soricidae
Gene: TUSC3
Product: tumor suppressor candidate 3
Exons: 11
Coding region: 202-1248 (348 amino acids)
Cellular component (GO): oligosaccharyltransferase complex
Source: RefSeq, a predicted model, not a curated record
UCCUGCGCGCCCGGGCCGCUCCAGGUCUCCCGGUGAACCGGAUGCUCCGUCAGUUUCCUCCUCCCGCCGCCCGGCGCCGCGCCGCAGCCAUCCACGGGGCACGGGCUCGGGGCUACCUGCGGCCGGCUGGCAGGUGCGGGGCGCGGGCGGGAGCUGGGCGCGCACGGCUACCGAGCGUGGAGGAGAAACGGCCCUGCGGCGAUGGGUGCCAGGGGCGCUCCUUCACGCCGGAGGCAGGCGGGGCGGCGGCUGCGGUACCUGCCCCCCGGGAGCUUUCCCUUUCUGCUGCUGCUGCUGCUCCUCUGCAUCCAGCUCGGGGGAGGACAGAAGAAGAAGGAGAAUCUUUUAGCUGAAAAAGUAGAACAGCUGAUGGAAUGGAGUUCCAGACGCUCAAUCUUCCGAAUGAAUGGUGAUAAAUUCCGAAAAUUUAUAAAGGCCCCCCCUCGAAACUAUUCUAUGAUUGUUAUGUUCACUGCUCUUCAGCCGCAGCGACAGUGCUCUGUGUGCAGACAAGCUAAUGAAGAAUAUCAAAUACUGGCUAACUCUUGGCGCUAUUCAUCUGCUUUCUGUAACAAACUUUUCUUCAGCAUGGUAGACUAUGAUGAGGGGUCAGAUGUUUUCCAACAGCUCAACAUGAAUUCUGCUCCUUCAUUCAUGCAUUUUCCUCCAAAAGGCAGACCCAAGAGAGCUGAUACUUUUGACCUUCAGAGAAUUGGAUUUGCAGCAGAACAACUUGCAAAGUGGAUUGCUGACAGAACGGAUGUUCACAUUAGAGUCUUCAGGCCGCCUAACUACUCUGGCACCAUUGCUCUGGCCCUAUUAGUGUCACUUGUUGGUGGUUUACUCUAUUUGAGGAGAAACAAUUUGGAGUUCAUCUAUAAUAAGACUGGUUGGGCCAUGGUUUCUCUGUGUAUAGUCUUUGCUAUGACUUCUGGCCAGAUGUGGAAUCAUAUUCGUGGACCUCCAUAUGCUCAUAAGAACCCACAUAAUGGACAAGUGAGCUACAUUCAUGGAAGCAGCCAAGCUCAGUUCGUAGCAGAAUCACAUAUUAUUCUGGUACUAAAUGCUGCCAUCACCAUGGGGAUGGUUCUUCUAAAUGAAGCAGCAACGUCCAAAGGAGAUGUUGGUAAAAGACGAAUAAUUUGCCUAGUAGGAUUAGGCCUGGUGGUCUUCUUCUUCAGCUUUCUACUUUCAAUAUUCCGUUCCAAGUACCAUGGCUAUCCUUAUAGUGAUCUGGACUUUGAGUGAGAAGAUGUGAUUUGGACCAUGGCACUUUAAAACUGUAUCCUCAGCUUUUUAAUUAAAUGAAGCCAAGUGGGAUUUGCAUAAAGUGAAUGGUUACCGUGAAGAUAGUGUUCCUGACAGUAAUUUGAGUAUUUUGGUUACUUUUUUGUUGUGAUAACCUAGCUUAUUCUUGUAUGAUUUUUAUUGUGAGUUUUCUAGUAAAUAUAAUUUAUAGAAAUGGAUGGUUAAAUGUAGUAUUAACUCUGUAAAGAACAAAGGAAACACUGAGGUGAUUUUUCAAGUUUAAAUUGUAUCUGUUAUGAGAUUGAAAUAACCUUUAGGAAUUCAUGUUUAGGACUGUUUAGAAAAAAGAACACAAUGUUAGUAAGAGAAAGCUAAAAUGUUAAAGAAUCUUUAAAGUUGUACAGAGAUAAAGUAUAUGCAUGAAACUGUGCCGUGUGCUGAAAUUAUACUGAUUGUAGCUUCAGUUAUAAAAGAUGUGUCUGGUUACAAAUAGUAUUUUGUUCUUAUUAAUCAUAAGUAGAUAAGGUUGUGUGAGGACAUGGAGCGGGUAAACAGUACCUAUAAUGUGACCCAGCCCGGGAAAUGGAGAUUCUCCCCAGGAUAUAAAUAUAAAGCACAGUGAACUGAAUCAGCCAGCUUCAAAGGCAUCAGACAAUCGAAGCAACAUCAAAACAAGGAAUGAAUUUCUUUCCAACUUUACAAAUGUCCUCUGGAUAUCCAUAAUUUCAACCACAAAACUAGCUCUGACCAUUUUCCCAUUGUUUCUAUGGAAGUUUUCAUGGAAUCUUUCAUUAAAAAGAAUGUAGCAAUCUGGCCAUCAUUAUUACAUUUUGUUGUUAUUACUAGGGGCAGGGUGAUGGAAGAGUGGAAAGUUUGGGAAGGGUCAGAAGUUUGUGUGUUUGAGUUAAUGUGCUUAUUGGUUCAGGGUACCAGAUUUCCCACUAGUGCCACAUGCAUGCCAGACUUAUGCUCUAACACUGAGUUUCUGUCCCUGCCCUCCUCCAUUAUUUUUGUCUAUCUGGUUUUACUUUAUCAAGCACUUCACAUAAGGUAUUCUUCAGAAAAACCCCGUGCAUUAGAUGAAAAAUUUAAAAUGUUGUCAUAUUUGUGUACACAUGAGGAAGCUAAACACAAAUCAGUAAAGCAUAGAGCUUAUGAUUGGCUUUCAAACUUUCAAACCAGAAUGUUUGUUUUUUGUGGUGCUACCCUAAGAAGGAUAAAAACAGGUAUCUAGUUCAAUAAACUCUGAUUUUCUUUGA